Fomitiporia mediterranea MF3/22 is the source of this 3654-nucleotide messenger RNA. RefSeq lists its product as uncharacterized. The coding region runs from base 1 to 3654 and encodes 1217 amino acids. The transcript has 14 exons. Gene Ontology annotation, cellular component: cytosol; mitochondrion. The record is from RefSeq and is a predicted model, not a curated record. Gene Ontology annotation, biological process: peptide catabolic process. Gene Ontology annotation, molecular function: metal ion binding; metalloendopeptidase activity. Lineage: Eukaryota; Fungi; Basidiomycota; Agaricomycetes; Hymenochaetales; Hymenochaetaceae.
AUGAAGGGUGGACCUGUUACCGUAAAGACGACAUUGUCGGAGGAUUCCGAGAAUUGGGAGUUUGUUCGUGCCAAGGAUAACAAUCCAAGUUAUCACAUCUAUACGGCACCAGUUCAAACAAGUAACAGAGAUUACCGCAAAUACGCUGUUAUUCGUCUGAAUAAUGGUCUUGAAGCCGUGGUUAUUAACGAUAUCUACCUCGACACCUCAGCUGCUUGGAUGGAUGUCGCGAUAGGAAAGUUUAAUGACCCACUGCUGGGUGUCGUAUCCAAAAAAGACAUGGCCGGUACAGCCCACUUUUGCGAGCACUUGUUAGCGAUGGGCUCGGUGAACCAUCCUGAAGAAAACGCAUUCGAUGAGUAUCUUGCUUUGAACAACGGCUUCUAUAAUGCAUCGUCGGGUCCCUCCAACACCGAAUUUCACUUUGAAGUUGCUUCGGAUGCCCUAGAGGGCGCGCUCGAUCGCUUUUCCGCAUUCUUUUACUGUCCACGCUUCCAUAAAGGCUCGGCAUUGCGCGAGGUUGAGGCGGUUAAUUCCGAGUAUUCAGGAAAACUGCAGGACGAUAUGCGGAGACUAGAGUAUGUUGAAUAUUCACUUGCCCAUCCCUCCCAUCCUUUAAGAAAGUUCGGCACCGGAAACGAGGACACGCUUCUGGGGAAGUUUCUCACCUCGAGGGCAUCACCCCUGCGUCAUGAGUCUGACAAAAAUGAAAACAGAUGCAUGAGCGGAUCCCCGAGAAGAAACUCUGGUAGCGAGAUUCCCGAGGGGAGUGAUAGCUCCUUUAGUCGAAUUUCCUCGUUCGGAAAGCACGUGAAGGAUGAGCGAAAUUCAUGGAGUAUGAACAUCAGCGAGACUUCAUUGGGAAGCGUCGGGAGCCGUGUUAGUUUUCCUCCUACGAAGCAACUAACGGAGAAUGGUCGCGGCCAUAGAAGAUCUGUCAGCAACAGUUCCACUCAGAGUACAUAUUCCCCACCCCAGACACCUUCAGACUCAGAGAGUAGUCAUGUUAGUAGGCAAUUAAGCAGAUCCCCGAGUAAAACCGACUCACAAGCCGCCAAAGAGGAAGCAAAGAAAGUAGCUGCCCUGAAGGCCCGAGAGUAUUUGAAAAAGUGGUGGGAGAGGGAAUAUUGUGCAGAGAGGAUGAAGUUGGCAAUAGCUGGGAAUGAACCUCUUCACAAGAUGAUCGAUAUGGCCGUGAGAUUCUUCUCGCCAAUAAAGAGCAGAGGACAAUACCCAGCCGAUAUCUCCUCUUCUAAACAGCCAUACGGGAAGGAAGAACUUGGGAAAAUCGUUUAUGUUAAGACAAUCGGGAAAAUGUACAAAAUAAUUAUUGUCUUCCCCAUCUCCUGGCAGACACCUCUAUGGCGUGAAAAGCCAGCGUACUACGUGGUUCAUCUACUCGGUCACGAAGGUCCGAGUUCGCUACACGCGUACCUGAAAAAUAAGGGAUGGCUUUUGAGACUAGUUGCUGGACAAGCGACUUACGGCCCCGGAAUCAGUCUGCUCAAGCUGACCCUUGACUUGACGAAAGAAGGAUUGGAGAACCAUCGAGAAGUUAUAGUAACAUGCUUCAAGUUCAUCAACCUAUUACGCAAAUAUCAGAUCCCAGAGUGGGUACCGAGAGAACGGUGGUGGAUGGAAUGGUUGUCUUUCAAUUACGACCGGGAGCCAGAAGCACUGCUUCUGGUUGAAGACAUUGUCGGUUCAAUGAAGUAUCCAACACCGCGUGCUCUUCUUCUGAAUGGACCGUUACUGCCUUGGGAGUUGAACGAGAAGCUCAUCGGGGAUACAUUGGAGAAUCUGGAUGCUGAGAACUGUUACGUUAUUGUAGCGGCUCGUAAUCACGAUCAUAUUCCGACGGGAGAGACAUGGCACAAGGAACGAUGGUUUGGAGCCGAGUAUGUAAAGAAACAAUUUGACGCCAAGUUCAUUUCUGAGACUCGCAAAGGCAAUGAUAUACCUGAUCUUGCUUUGCCAGGACCAAAUCCAUUUAUUCCUAAGAACUUUGCCCUGUACGGUGUACAUGGUAAUAAACCGAAGCAACGACCCACGCUCAUUAUGCGUGCACCAAACAUAGAAGUGUGGCACAAUCGGAACGUUCGCUUUCGAGUACCACAUGUUUGGGUGCAUAUUGCAGCGCGAACGCCAGUUGCUGGAGCUACUACCCGAGCUAGAAUAUUGACCCAAAUGUUUGUAGCCCUUGUGGAGGAUGCAAUUCAUGGACAUGCAUUCUAUGCGGAGGUUGCUGGCCUGACAUGCAAACUGCUCAGUGCUACGCGCGGCUUUGAAAUGCAAUUUAAUGGUUUUAGUGACAAAUUACAUGAUCUUGUUCAGGCAGUUCUAGAGCAGAUGAAAUAUCUUAAGAUCCAGAAGGAUAGGUUGAAGAUUCUGAUGAAACAGGAACGACGAAUUUUGAAGGAUCGAUAUCUGGAGUAUCCAUGCGAUCUCUCUGAGUCUCACUUACUCUACCUUAUUGAAGAUGACUAUCUUAGCACAGAGGAGAGAUUGAAUGAGUUGAAAGAUAUUACGGUCGAGGAACUUUCCAAGCAUGUACAGCUGCUGCUGUCCAGACUAAACUUCGUAAUUCUAACAAAUUGUAAUCUAAGAAAGGAGGAUGCUCUCAAGCUUGCAUCCCUGGUCGAGAAAACAUUCGAGGCUAAAGCGAUCCCAAAAAACGAAGUCCCGAUGUUGCGUUCGCGGCUUCUUCCCAAAGGAUGCAAUUAUGUCUGGGAUUUACCUGUACUCAAUUCUAAGGAGGCCAAUUCGAGUGUAUUGUAUUACUGUUAUGUUGGCAAUCAGUCCAACCCCUGCACCCGCGUUAAAUGCCAUUUGAUCUCUCAAAUCUUGGACGAGUCGGCAUUUGAUAUUCUUCGAACGAAACAACAGCUUGGAUACAUAGUUUAUUCACGCACAGUAACGGACAUCGAGUUAAUUGGUUGGCGUCUAGUGAUAGAGUCUGAACUCGACACAAAAUAUCUGGAGUCGCGUAUUGAUGCCUUCUUGAUAUAUAUGCGCAAGGUUAUUCGGACCAUGUCCGACGAAAUGUUCGAAAGUCAUAAAAGAUCACUCCGAAGACAGUGGACGGAAAUGCCCAAAGGCAUGAUCGGAGAGACAGAAAGAUUCUGGUCUGCUAUUCAGGAUGGAUACUAUGAUUUUAAAGAAAACCAGAAAAAUGCAGAAUUGCUUCCAAGUAUAAAGUUGUGGGAUGUGCGUACGAUGUUCGAAAAGUUUUUCGACCCAUCAUCGGCAACACGCUCCAAAAUUUCAAUCCAUAUGAGAUCUCAGUUACCACCUAAAGUCCCUGAGCAUCAUGCCUCUCCGAAUGUUAGUAGGAAGGCAUCUCAGGAAUUCCUCCGCUUAUUACGCAAAGAACAUAUCUCUGUAAGGGAAGACGAAUACCACCAGGAGUGCGACGUCGAACCAACUUUGCAUGAAAUGUACAAAUACUUGAAGAAGACAUGUUUCAGCGAACUGCUCGACAGAGAUGACCGCAAAGUUAAGGGAACGUAUCAACAGCUGAGAAGUCUUGUGAAGGACCAUCCUGUAAAACCUGCCCUGGAGGUUAAACACGUUAAAGAUGGUACGAAGUUUAAGUGUGGUCUUGACCUUUCUGGGGUUGCAAUGUCAAUAGAGACAUUUGAAGAGGAGCACUAG